AUGGUUAGCUACUGGAAAAUCACCGGUUCUGAAUUGAACGACCAGCUCUACUUGAAAGACCUUCAAGAACAGUACAGCACUGGUAAGAUUAGCACCUCCAGCGAGGUUGACGAGGAGGUUUCCAAAAUCAAGUACCCAGAAUUUCUUGCUAAGACUAAGGUCGAGGAGGCUGGUAUUUACAACAACCAGGCCAACCCAGACCACAUCAAGAACGAUAAGGGCCAUUUGGGUGACCCAACUUUCAAGAACCUCUUUAAGGCUGGCCAAGAUGUUCAAAAGUUCGACUUGUCUCCCAACUUGGGUACCGAAAUUGAUGGUGUUCAGCUCAGUGAGUUGGACGAUGCUGGAAAGAACGACUUAGCUUUGUUCUUGGAAACCAGAGGUCUCGCUGUGUUCAGAAACCAGGACUUCAGAGACAAGGGCGCUGCUUUCGCUAAGGACUUUGGUAAGUACUUUGGACCAUUGCACAUCCAUCCUGUUUCUUACUCGGCUGUUGAUCAUCCCGAGUUGCUCGUCACCUUCAGGAAGGCUGGCGGUGCUAACAGAUGGGCUCUGCAGUUCCGUCACGAGGCUGGUGCUUUCAGAUGGCACUCUGAUAUCAGUUUCGAGGAGUACCCUUCUUCUUUCUCGUUUUUCGUUGCUUUGGAGGCCCCUCCAUCUGGUGGAGAUACUGUUUUCGUUGACUUGAGAGAGGCCUACAAGAGAUUGUCGCCAAUUUUGCAGAAGUUCUUUGAAACCUUGACAGUUAUCCACUCUAACGAGUUCCAGCAAAAGGGCGCUGCUCUUAGAAACCAAUUAGCCAAGGUGAAGAAGGUCUCUUACUCUGAACAUCCUUUGGUUAGAACUCACCCAGUGACUGGAGAGAAGAGUCUUUUCUUCUCCAGAGGAUUCAUCCAGAAGAUCAAGGGUUUGAAAGAUGUUGAGUCUGCCACCAUCUUGAACUUCUUGGAGGACCACUGUCUUAACAAUCCAGAGUUCCAAGUCAGAGCUACCCACAGAGGUACUGACGCCAGAACAGUGAUUGCGUGGGACAACAGGUUCUUGGUCCACACUGCCACUUUGGAUUUCCUCAACCAGGAGACCAUCGCCCGUCACCAUUACAGAAUCACGGUUCUUGGUGAAAAGCCUUACUUCGAGGAGAAGAAGCUUGAGGCUGAGGACUCUGACGGUGAAGACAAGCACCCAAGAGCCUAUUAA
Messenger RNA from Candidozyma haemuli, 1197 nucleotides. Its product is annotated as TauD/TfdA dioxygenase family protein. Lineage: Eukaryota; Fungi; Ascomycota; Pichiomycetes; Serinales; Metschnikowiaceae. The record is from RefSeq and is a predicted model, not a curated record. Gene Ontology annotation, biological process: sulfur compound catabolic process. The coding region runs from base 1 to 1197 and encodes 398 amino acids. Gene Ontology annotation, cellular component: cytoplasm. Gene Ontology annotation, molecular function: sulfonate dioxygenase activity. The transcript has a single exon.